Messenger RNA from Macrosteles quadrilineatus (aster leafhopper), 2396 nucleotides. RefSeq names its product chaoptin (gene chp). The transcript has 14 exons. The annotation marks the transcript as partial. The record is from RefSeq and is a predicted model, not a curated record. NCBI's taxonomy places the organism in Eukaryota, Metazoa, Arthropoda, Insecta, Hemiptera, Cicadellidae. Gene Ontology annotation, molecular function: protein binding.
GUGACCCACCAUCACCGUGACGUAGACUACCCUCCGUGCGUGUUCAACCCCCUGUGUACCUGCUCCAAGGCAGUGCCAGACCUGGGUAUAGUCACCUGCAGGGACGUGCCCCUGCCUAGGAUACCUCCCCCCAUCAACAGCAGCAAGGUGUUCAUGCUCAGCCUGGACAACAACGGCCUCAACUACCUCGAGCCUCACUUCCUAGAGGGAACUGGCCUUUACCGACUGGAGGUGAGUCGUAAUCCUAUCCAUCACAUUCCUGACGAGGCAUUCAUCGGACUAGAGAGAUCCCUGUGGGAACUAGAGUUGACCGAUGGCUACCUCAGAUCUGUGCCGAGCCGAGCUUUCCGCCACCUGCAGAAACUGCGGGUCCUUAACCUCAAAGGCAACGAGAUCUCAGAGAUCAACCCGGAGAGUUGGAGAGGUCUGGAGGAAUCGUUGCAGAACCUGAACCUCGCAGAGAAUGCAAUCGCACACUUGCCUGGCUCCGUGUUCUCUACGUUGCAGAACCUAGAGACUCUAGACUUGCGAGGCAACGCCAUCAUGGACUUUGACCCGACGGUGUUUGCUGGUGGGCCUCCUAGAUUGAUCAGACUGAUCCUUGCAGACAACCAGAUGCGCCACGUCCCCUACCGCCAGGUCUCUUCCCUCAAACUUCUGCGGCACUUGGACCUCAGCUACAACAUGAUAACCCAACUACACUCCACUGGCAGCUCGGAACCUGAACAUGCUGGCAGUCAACUCUCCCUGGAUACUCUGCAUCUUGACUACAACAACAUACAGUAUCUCCCUCCUGGGGCCUUCCAGCAUUUCAACAUCCUCAACCAGACCUUCCUCAAUGGCAACCCUCUUGCUCUCGUGCAGACUGAUGCUUUCCGAGACGCCCGUAUCCGAGAGCUGUACAUGGUGGACUGUGGUCUGCAGGAGAUUUCUCCCUCUGCCUUCUCCGGUCUAGAGGCAUCUCUGCAACUCCUGGACAUCUCCGGCAACAAUCUGACAAGUCUUCCUCCACAUCUGCUACAGUUUCACACUGAGGGUGUUAAUAAACCCUUCUUGGCCCGAAUUGAAAGAAAGGAGUUUGACUUCUUACGCACCCUGUAUGUCAAGGACAAUGCUCUAUACGGUUUGACGUCUCAAGAUGAGCCUGACACUGGCUUCCAAUACUCCCUGUACAGAUUGGAUGUCAGUGGACGAACCAAUGCUCCGAUGGCCAUCCAACAAAUGAGGAGGAUGAGGAAUCUACGUUGGCUUGGAAUGUCUCGUCUAUCCAAAGUGUCCUUGAACUCUGAUGACUUUAAUGAGUUUGGUGUAGACUUGGAAGAACUUCACAUCAAUGACGGAGGUAUUCAGAAGAUCAGUGCUCAUGCAUUCAAACACAUCCGCGGUCUCAAGCGACUUGAUCUAUCGGACAACGGGAUCUCCAACAUCGACUACAACGCUUUUGACGAGAUUGGCCACUCUCUUCAGUAUCUGCGCCUGUCACAUGCCUUGGCCUCUUCCCUCAAGCAAGUGCCUGGGGACGCACUCCGCCCCCUGGGCAGUCUCCAGCACCUAGACAUGAGCCACAACAAGCUGCAUAGCCUUCCAGAGACAGCCUUCCACUUCCUACGACGUCUGAGAGUGUUGCAGCUGGAGGACAACAUGAUUGACAAUGUCCACAAAGGCACAUUCCAGGGUGACAUCCACAGGGAGCUGGAAGAGUUGUACUUCUCCUUCAACAAGUUGUCGGCUAUCAACACACACACGUUUGUAGAUCUGUCUCAGUUGUCGCGACUGAAGUUGGACGACAACGUGAUCUCGCGUGUGGACCGCCGCGCGUUCAUCAACCUAGAGCAUCUACGCGAGCUGGAUCUGCGAGGCAACAAGAUCUCUUUUGUCAGCGACGAAGCCUUCCAGAAUCUUCCCGAGCUGGAACACUUGGACAUGGCCUACAACCAGUUGAGGAUGUUCAACUUUGCCUGCUUAGACCAGGUUGGAACUUUGGCAACAUUCAAGCUCAACAUGAGCUACAACUCCCUGCGUGACCUUGAACUGAACACAACCUUCACUGGAAGAGAGAACAUCAUUCAUGCAAAUGUUAAGGUUUUAGACAUGUCACACAACAACAUUACCCACAUCGGCCGCGGCUACUUUCGCCCUGUGGAACGCAGUCUGACUCAUCUCUACCUGCGACACAACUGGUUGAGCAACGCGACACGUGACGUGUUCGGCAACAUGCCGCAUCUUCAGUGGCUCGACCUGGCUCACAACAAUCUCUACGAGGUCGACUUUGACAGCUUCAGAAACACCAAGAAACUCCAGGUCUUGUACAUGUCCUGGAACCAUCUGCAUGAUCUGCCAGCCGAGCUCUUCCGCGGCUUGUCCAACCUGCGUGUUGUUGAACUUUCAGGAAACAG